AGAGGAAACAACAGGCUCACCAAGUCCUAAUCAAGGGAAUGAAGAGAUAAGUCCUCCAAUAAUCCCCAACCCUGAUGAAGAAACUACAAGUCCACCAGAGAAUCCAGGAACUGACACAGUAACAGGUCCAAGUCCAGAUAACGAGGAAAUAAACAACGAACCAAAAGCCAGUCCAACAGAAACUCAACAAACAACAAGCCAACCCACAAAGUUUAAUAUGUCCAACAUAGAAGUUCUUGAUAAAGCCCUYUCUAACAAUAACAGUCAGAAUCCGAUUGACAGUGGAAUGUCCCUUGAAGUCGACAAACCGGAAAAUAUUAUUGAGCAAUUACGAAAGACAAACAUUAGCAUUUCAGUUGAUAGGCCAGAGAAUCCUUUAAACGAUUACAACACAAGUAAUAAGAAAAACAUUACAAUACCUGAYGGUAAAAUAUUAACUCUACCACAUGGGAAUAUUUCAAAACUGCRGAUUGAUGUUGGAAAACCYGAAAGCUCUGCAAACAAUUCUAUCUCACCCUAUGAGAUGACAAUUGAAGUAUCCAAACAAGACAAUGCUUCAAAUAUGAAUAAUUCAUCUAUGGACGAUAAAAAUCCUUCAUUAACUGUCGUAACAGAUGCCAUUUUAGAUGGUUCUCCACAGAGCAUUGAUGUUAUGCAAAUUCCUACUGACCAAGAAUCAUUUCAAGAUGGUAGACACGAAAACUCUGUGGAAACUUUACCUCUAAAAAGACAGAUGGGUAGACGCGGAGGAAGACAUAAAGUUGUCCUUACAGAGGAGGAUUUCGGAUAAACGAUUAGCUGAUCAACAAUACCAGAUGACUAAACAGCCCAACCAGUACUGAUCCUGCAAAGCGAAGAGCCACAGAAAUCACUCUAUUCCGCUUGUCAUUCAUACAAAGAAAUCAAGUUUUCAUCCAAGCCCCUGGAUCAGAGAUGAUACACAUUGGUGACCAUGAAAUCACGCAGUUCUGAAGCGCCUUCACGCGUACGCCUGGACGAUCACAUUGCAGAAACCAUCAAGACGAAGUCUACUAAGUGUUCAGACAUCGCAUCAAAGGUUGAGGUUCUAAUGCAUCAUGUCCUUUGUAUGAUAUUUAUAAAUACGCUGUAAUAUUAUGGGCUCUAGGUAGAAAUACAAUAAUGUUUGAAUACUUUUGUAUAUAUUAUACUUUUCAAAAAAUAAUGAAAAUAAAGUCAUUUUGUA
Molecule: messenger RNA, 1204 nt
Organism: Exaiptasia diaphana
Lineage: Eukaryota; Metazoa; Cnidaria; Anthozoa; Actiniaria; Aiptasiidae
Exons: 8
Coding region: 218-790 (190 amino acids)
Source: RefSeq, a predicted model, not a curated record